This is a messenger RNA of Trichoderma aggressivum f. europaeum, 447 nucleotides long. RefSeq lists its product as uncharacterized. Bases 1 to 447 code for a protein of 148 amino acids. The transcript has a single exon. NCBI's taxonomy places the organism in Eukaryota, Fungi, Ascomycota, Sordariomycetes, Hypocreales, Hypocreaceae. The record is from RefSeq and is a predicted model, not a curated record.
AUGCCUAACCCGUCGACAGAAGAGGGACAAGCUAUCCGUGCCCGGCUGGUCAAAAAUCUCAUAGAUAGAGACGUUCUCGACUUUCUUGACAUCCAAAUCAUUUGGGAAAGAGGCCGGCGUUAUACCCUUUUUGACACGAUCAGAGCGUUCAGUUUCCAGGUAAUGGGGGUUCCAAAGGCAGAGAUUGUGCGCACUGUCGAGGAGAAAUUUACGGAGCGGGACCUGUCUCCUGAAAAGCAAAGGGAAGUCUUCAUUCAUCUCGCCUGGUACUUUCGAUGCCCCAGUUGCAAAAAGACCAGGACGGCCGACUAUUUCGAGAACACGCAAUUCAAACUCUGGGACAAGCGGGGAGAGCCGAAGUUGCGGACCAGCGGUGAUUGCAAAUCCUGCCAGCAACAGCCAAAUGCGAAUGAGUUUGAAUUACAGAAUGAACACUAUACGUGGUGA